Messenger RNA from Artibeus jamaicensis (Jamaican fruit-eating bat), 936 nucleotides. RefSeq names its product interferon lambda-3-like. The record is from RefSeq and is a predicted model, not a curated record. Gene Ontology annotation, molecular function: cytokine activity. Gene Ontology annotation, biological process: defense response to virus; cell surface receptor signaling pathway via JAK-STAT; positive regulation of immune response. NCBI's taxonomy places the organism in Eukaryota, Metazoa, Chordata, Mammalia, Chiroptera, Phyllostomidae.
AUGCCUGGAAACCAGCCUUGUCUGCAGCCUCCUGCGCCUGUCACCUGGGGCCUGAGGCUGGUGGCGCACUCGGGGCCUCGUCUCGACCCCGCGGAGCCCCCCAGGACCCGCGGGUCUGCAGGGGGCGGCUGCGAGCUCCGCUGUGACCCUCUUUCCUGCAUCCGCGUCUCCAGCCCUGGAAUCCGAAUCUCGGGGGACUCUGCCGCUGCUGAGUGGACCUGGACAGUCUGCGACCUGUGCUCCAGCAGCCGCGGGUACUUUUCCAAGGACCAGAACGCGUCUCUCUCAGAACCCCCACCCUCAGCCCCUGACACUCUGGGUGCCCUCAUCUGUCUGUCCUUCUGUAACACAGACUUGCCUGUGGGUUGCAUGCUGGUGCUCAUGCUGAUGACCACAGUGCUGAGAAGGACGGGAGCAGUUCCUGUCCCCACGCCCCUCAGUGCCCUCCCGGGUGUAAGGGACUGCCCCAUGGCCCAGUUCAAGUCUCUGCCCCCACAAGACAUGAAGGCCUUCAGGAGGGCCAAGGACGCCUUGGAGGAGUCACUCCUGCUGAAGAACUGGAGCUGCAGCUCCCACCCACUGCCCAGGACCCGGGACCUGAGGCAGCUGCAGGUAUGGGAGCGCCCCGUGGCCUUGGAGGCUGAGCUGGCCCUGACACUGAAGGUCCUGGGGACCAUGGCUAACUCCACCCUGGGGGACAUCCUGGAGCAGCCCCUUCACAUGCUGCGCUACAUCCACACCAAGCUUCAGGCCUGUGUCCCAGCUCAGGCCACAGCAGGCCCCAGACCCCGGGGCUACCUCCACCGCUGGCUGCGCCGCCUCCAGGUGGCUUCAAAGGAGUCCCCUGCCUGCCUUGAAGCCUCUGUGACAUUCAACCUGUUCCGCCUCCUCACCCAUGACCUGAACUGUGUCGCCAGUGGAGACCUGUGUGUCUGA